GCCGACGAAGUCAUCAUAAUGAACAGAGAGUUGUGUAACAGUAGAAUCACUGACAUGAUACCGGAAUUGGUUGACGUGGCCUUAACCUGCCAUGGUGCCUACACUCCAGCACUUCCAAUGUCGGCGUGUAAUGAUAAUACGGACUUGGGGCAAGAACCUGAUGGCGCAAUGGAUAUAUUUGGACACAACAAUGUCAACCCAGUCAUUAAGAUGUUUCCCAAACUGAUCAGCAUGCUGGAAUGGAACAUAGUGUCCAUAUUUCACGACUAUGGAAUGGCACAGGCAGUUACAACUCUCUCUGACACGCUGUCUUCGAAAGGGAUAAAGGCUGUCACGUACAUUAUCGAUGGUGACGUGACAUCGGAUGCCUCAUACAGACAGCUGUUGUCACUCUAUAACAACACCACGGCUAAGAACAGGAACCUCCUCAUUAUGUGCCAAGUGGACUGUUUCAACAAACUGCUCAAACAGGCGAACGUGUUUGACAAAAGGAAUCAGAACAGGACAGCGAUCUGGAAGUUUUCAAAAUGGCUCAUCUAUCAAGAAAAUGUCUCAGAAGUGUGUCUUACCCAUGACCUUGGAAUAGACAAUCUUGCUUUGGUCACGGUGCCGCUGCCGAAAUCAAGUGGAUCCUUUAGUUAUAUUAAAUAG
Molecule: messenger RNA, 651 nt
Organism: Haliotis rufescens (red abalone)
Lineage: Eukaryota; Metazoa; Mollusca; Gastropoda; Lepetellida; Haliotidae
Exons: 4
Coding region: 19-651 (210 amino acids)
Source: RefSeq, a predicted model, not a curated record